AUGGUUAGUGAAGCGGAGUUUUUGGCGUCUUACCCACAGAAGUGUCCGGCUGGUUCUCUUCCAGGCACUCCCGGCAACACUGACGAGGCCCAGGAAGGUGCUUUGAAGCAAUUGCGCAGCGAGUUGGAAGCCGCUGGCUUCAAGGAGAGGCUAGACGACUCCACGUUGCUGCGUUUCCUGCGUGCGCGUAAGUUCGAUGUCGCUUUGGCGAAGGAGAUGUUCGAGAACUGCGAGAAAUGGCGCAAAGAGUACGGUACCAACACCAUCAUGCAGGACUUCCACUACGACGAGAAGCCUCUGGUUGCGAAGUACUACCCGCAAUACUACCACAAGACCGACAAGGACGGCCGCCCAGUGUACUUCGAGGAGCUGGGUGCUGUGAACUUGACCGAGAUGGAGAAGAUCACCACCCAGGAACGUAUGUUGAAGAACUUGGUGUGGGAGUACGAGUCCGUGGUCAACUACAGACUGCCUGCUUGCUCCAGGGCCGCUGGCUACUUGGUCGAGACGUCUUGCACAGUCAUGGACUUGAAAGGUAUCUCCAUCUCCAGCGCAUACAGCGUCUUGAGCUACGUCAGAGAGGCCUCAUACAUCAGUCAGAACUACUACCCAGAACGUAUGGGUAAGUUCUACUUGAUUAACGCCCCAUUCGGUUUCUCCACCGCGUUCAGACUGUUCAAGCCUUUCCUAGACCCAGUCACCGUCUCAAAGAUCUUCAUCUUGGGCUCCUCUUACCAAAGCGAACUGCUGAAACAGAUCCCAGCAGAAAACUUGCCAUCCAAGUUCGGUGGUAAAUCAGAAGUAGACGAAGCCGCUGGUGGCCUGUACUUGUCCGACAUCGGCCCAUGGAGAGACGCCAAGUACAUCGGCCCUGAAGGUGAAGCCCCAGAGAUGUUUUCCAUGAAAUAA
Molecule: messenger RNA, 909 nt
Organism: Nakaseomyces glabratus
Lineage: Eukaryota; Fungi; Ascomycota; Saccharomycetes; Saccharomycetales; Saccharomycetaceae
Gene: SEC14
Product: phosphatidylinositol/phosphatidylcholine transfer protein SEC14
Source: RefSeq, a predicted model, not a curated record